GAGAAACCGAGUUUAUAACCAGUCCAACUGACAAAACAGCACAACCUGAAUAGCUUGUGCCUUUUGCUUUGCUUUUACACUUGUUCAGAAUGCCACCAAAAGGGAAAGGUGGCAAGGGUGGCAAAGGUGCUGGUGCCUCAGGAGGCGGUGAGACAGAAAAGAAGGAGAAGACUCCAAAAGGAGGUACUGCUGUGAAGGUGCGACAUAUCUUAUGUGAAAAACAUGGCAAAAGUAUGGAGGCAAUGGAGAAACUGAAAGCAGGGAUUCGAUUCAGCGAGGUAGCAUCCCAGUACAGCGAAGACAAAGCCAGACAAGGAGGUGACCUGGGGUGGAUGACGAGGGGCUCAAUGGUGGGGCCCUUCCAGGACGCGGCGUUCGCCCUGCCCAUCAGCUCGAUGGACAAACCUGUGUACACAGAUCCUCCUGUCAAGACCAAAUUUGGUUACCACAUUAUCAUGGUAGAGGGCAAGAAGUGAGAACAGAAAGACUCUACAUCAGGACACCUGGACUGGGGGAAGAGGGUUGGACUGAAUCAUUCAUUUUGUGAGGGCAGAAAGACACUGCCGUUUUUCAUUUUCUUCGUAAACGUAUGUGCAACGUGUUUUUUUGGAACGGGAAGGCGGUGCUUUGGAAGGGAAACUUGUGAUUUCUGAAUUCUGAUGUACCAUUUACAUUUGGUUGGAUCUAUAUAGACAAUAAGAAAUAAAUGACACACAGUGUACAUGUUAAGAUUA
Molecule: messenger RNA, 734 nt
Organism: Hypomesus transpacificus
Lineage: Eukaryota; Metazoa; Chordata; Actinopteri; Osmeriformes; Osmeridae
Gene: pin4
Product: protein (peptidylprolyl cis/trans isomerase) NIMA-interacting, 4 (parvulin)
Exons: 4
Coding region: 90-476 (128 amino acids)
Biological process (GO): rRNA processing
Molecular function (GO): peptidyl-prolyl cis-trans isomerase activity; DNA binding
Source: RefSeq, a predicted model, not a curated record